This is a messenger RNA of Phacochoerus africanus (Common warthog), 1023 nucleotides long. It is a transcript of the gene AK6, whose product is annotated as adenylate kinase 6. The transcript has 5 exons. Gene Ontology annotation, molecular function: AMP kinase activity; ATP hydrolysis activity; ATP binding. Lineage: Eukaryota; Metazoa; Chordata; Mammalia; Artiodactyla; Suidae. The record is from RefSeq and is a predicted model, not a curated record. Bases 70 to 711 code for a protein of 213 amino acids. Gene Ontology annotation, cellular component: cytoplasm; nucleus.
CGCGGACAUGACCUGUUUUCGUACGUUGGACCCUGCAAUGGAAGCGUGUUAUAGAAGCCUAGGUAACCAAUGGUCAGUGGCAAGGCGGCAGAGGUGGGUCGCGAGCGCCACUCAAGGUUUCGCGUACCUCCGCGCCACAGGCAUUUGCCGCUCCUCGCCCCUUCCGGCCCCUCCCUGUCGCGUGUAAGGCGCUUGUGCAGAAGCGUCCGGAGCCAGCGCGGUACACCAGGGGUUGGAAAAACCACACUCGGCAAAGAACUUGCAUCAAGAUCAGGAUUGAAAUACAUUAAUGUGGGUGAUUUAGCUCGAGAAGGGCAGCUUUAUGACGGCUAUGAUGAAGAGUAUGACUGUCCUAUUUUAGAUGAAGAUAGAGUUGUUGAUGAGUUAGAAAACCAAAUGAGUGAAGGUGGAGUUAUUGUUGAUUACCAUGGUUGUGAUUUUUUCCCUGAACGUUGGUUUCAUAUAGUUUUUGUGCUGAAAACAGAUAACAGUGUUUUGUACAAAAGACUUGAAACAAGGGGUUAUAACGAGAAGAAACUAAAAGACAAUAUUCAGUGUGAAAUUUUUCAAGUUCUCUAUGAAGAAGCCUUAGCAUCCUACAAGGAAGAAAUAGUGCAUCAGCUACCAAGUGAUAAACCAGAAGAUCUGGAGGAUAAUAUUAAUCAGAUAUUGAAAUGGAUUGAGCAGUGGGUCAAAGAUCAUGGCUCUUGACUUACAAGAAUGGACACUUUAUACUCACUCUUGAUAUCUUCCCUAUCCUAUAAAUUGUUCAGUUAUCAGUAGAACUUUUGCAUUGAAAUUGUGGAUAGUUAAAAGUUUAUGUUUGGGGUUUUUUUCCUCCAUGAGAAAGCUAAACAAUUUCAAGUAUAAUGAAUAAUAAUAAUAUUAUUAAGGAUUAGAAGUUAAAACUAUCAUUGUUUAAUGCUUCAGUUGCUAAAGAAUAGAUAAAUCUGACCAAAUGGGUUGCUAUCUUUUAAGUUUAUUAUGGAAGAAAAUGAAGAUGAUCUCUUAAAAUAAAACUUA